AUGCGCCUCUUACGACUUUUGCUUCUCCUAGCCAUUGCUACGCUUGCAGGCCUCUCAAUUGUCCUGCUCAAAGGCAAUGGUGACCUCAAUGUCGCAACAAACCGAUCUCCUUUUGGGCAUACAUCCCUCAAUGAUGCACAGCAGCUACAGCAAGCAUCACCACCGGAGCAACGACCGCACCCGCCACCACAAACACCACCACCACCACCACCACAACAACAACAACAACCUGCAACUGUCGCCGAGUCCUCCACCCCCACAAAUCGACAUCCUAUCGCUGACCUCAUUGAAAAUGCCGAGCAGCAAUUCAAUGGACUAUACUCACGUCAAUCGAAGUCGCUGGCGGAGGCCGUGAAUGAGUAUCGCCGCCGAUAUAAUAUGCACCCUCCGCCGCAUUUCGAUAAGUGGUUUAAAUUUGCUCAAUCGAAGGGCGUGCAGUUGAUCGACGAGUUUGACACCAUUUACCAUUCCCUGCUGCCUUUCUGGGGUAUCGACCCAAAGACGAUCCGAAGUCGCGCGCGCGAGACGCUGGGAUAUGAUAAUGCCGUGAUCGGACUUCUUAUCAGAAAUGGGAAGGCUAGUCUGGUUGAGGGAGGUGGCGAUGGUCACCAAUGGCAGCGAGACGCUACGGUUGGGAUGAUGAAGGAGUUCGUGCAAUACCUACCCGACAUGGACCUCGUUUUCAAUAUCCACGACGAGCCUCGAGUCGUCGUCCCGAGCGAUGAUCUCCAGAGACUGGUCAAUCUCGCGAAAGGCCAUGUUCUCCCCAAAUCCUUUCAGAAUCAGUCGCCGAAGAAUUCAUGGUCUUCUCGGCCGAAGGACCUAAACAAGGGCGACCGCAUUGAUGGGAUGCGCACGACACGCUUUAAUCGCUAUGCCCAUCAGGCCACCUGGACCAACUCGCGGGCUUCUUGCCCGCUAGACAGCCCUGUCCGGUCACUGGACGAGAAUGCCCCCGACAAUGUUGGUGCGUACAGACGUGGGGAAUUAGGGUUCAUCUUCAACACCACGGCGUUCUCCGAUAUUUGCAAUACACCUUCUCUGAGGAAGACGUACGGAUUUUUUGACCGCCCGAACGCUUUCGACGUUGUUCAUGACCUAUUCCCGAUCUUUUCGCAGAGCAAGAUCUCUAGCUUCCAGGACAUUCUCUAUCCGAGCCCGUGGUACUGGGCCAAUAAAGUCCCCUACUCAGAAGAUAAGGACUAUGCCUGGGAAGAGAAACAGGAUAAGAUGUACUGGAGAGGCUCCACAACGGGAGGAUUCUCUCGCGCUGGCGGUUGGCGACGGCAACACCGUCAGAUCUUGGUCACCAACAUGAACAGCCUGAACAAUGCCAAGGUUCUCGCGAAAAAGACCGAUGGACAGUGGGUGACCAAGGAUGUCCGUCGCAAAGAGUACAGUGAUCUAUUCGACGUCAAAUUCACAUUCAUUGGGCAGUGUGACCCGGAUGACUGCGCUGCCCAGCUGGAAUUCUUUGAGGUAGUAGGGCCAGCCGGUCAGCAGGAUGCCUGGGCUUACAAGUAUCUGGUUGAUAUCGACGGGAAUGCGUUCAGUGGUCGAUACUAUGCUUUCUUGCACAGUAACAGUCUUGUUUGCAAGGUUGCCAUCUUCCGUGAAUGGCAUGACGAGUGGAUCAAGCCUUGGCUACAUUACGUUCCCAUGAGCCUGGCGGGUGAAGAGUCCGUUGAGACAAUGCGCUACUUUGUCUCCGAAGCCGAGGGCAAGACUGCGGCAACCUCAAUCGCAAAGAAUGGUCAGAGCUGGGCCCAGAAGGCACUACGGAAUGAGGAUAUUGAAGUUUGGUUCUUCCGACUGUUACUAGAAUAUGGCCGGUUAGUGGAUGAUAACCGGGAGAACCUGGGCUUCUUUCUCUGA
Aspergillus clavatus NRRL 1 is the source of this 1875-nucleotide messenger RNA. Its product is annotated as putative capsule-associated protein CAP1. The coding region runs from base 1 to 1875 and encodes 624 amino acids. NCBI's taxonomy places the organism in Eukaryota, Fungi, Ascomycota, Eurotiomycetes, Eurotiales, Aspergillaceae. The transcript has 2 exons. The record is from RefSeq and is a predicted model, not a curated record.